GGAUGAUUUCCAAUUUUAGCGGAUAGCAGAUGGGAGUGGAGUGCAGUUUUGCAACGGUGUACACGCAGGAACAGUUCUCAAAAAUUCUUUUAACAAGUUUGAACAAGAGCAGACUCCCGCUGAUGAUGAUGAUGAUGUGAAGGACUUCUUUCUCAACCUUGUUUAACUCCGUGUGUGUGUGUGUGUGUCUUGACACUUGUAUUGUUGCUCCACCUCCUUCGAAUUGAAGUCGCAGUUCAGCCGCGCUGAGGCAGUUUCUCAAGAGGAAGCAAACGGGAGGCGCUUGGUGAGAAAACAGAAAAUUGACGAUGGCAGAUAACAAGAUGGGCCCAAACUUCCAGGCUGGAGCUGGAUUCCUCGCCAAACGGGUUCAGAAGUCUUUGAAUCGAGCUCAGGAGAAGGUCCUUCAAAAACUGGGCAAAACCAUGGAGACCAAGGAUGAACAGUUUGAGCUGUGUUUCCAGAGCCUCAACAAACAACAGAUCGAUGGAAGCAGGUUGUUUAAAGAUGUCAAAGCCUACCAUACAGCAGUGAAAGCCGUGCAUGAGACGUCCAAGCGGCUGUCCCAGACGUUGCAAGACAUCUAUGAAUCAGACUGGAAUGGAGUGGAGGACCUUGCUGUCAUUACAGAGAGUGAAGAUUUGCUGUGGAACGACUACGAAGAAAAACUAAGUGACCAGAUUGUCCGCACCAUGGAGAACUAUACAAGCCAGUUCCCUGAGGUCAAGGAACGAGUAGCUAAACGCGGUCGCAAGCUGGUGGACUACGAUUCAGCACGACACCACCUGGAAGCGCUACAGAUUGCCAAGAAAAAAGAUGAAGUCAAAAUAGCAAAGGCAGAGGAAGAGUUCAACAAGGCCCAGAAUGUCUUUGAAGAAAUAAAUAAUGAGCUGAGGGAGGAGCUGCCUGUUCUCUAUCAGAGCCGGAUAGGUUGCUAUGUGACGGUGUUUCAAAACAUAUCAAACCUGAGAGAUGUCUUCUACAAGGAAAUGAGCGUGCUGAAUCAUGAGCUGUACAAUGUGAUGAAGAAACUGGAGACUCAACACUCAGGAAAAGCUUUCAUCAUCAAGGGUCUGAACAGCACGUCAAACAAGUCAAAGAAGAGAAAGUCCCUGGUUAUCUCCAAUCCCAUCCCUUGCAAUACAGCUUUCCCAGCUGACCACAUCUCCAUCCAUUCUUCCACUGAAAAUGGAAAUGAUGGUGUGCCCUCACCCAUUGCCCAACAAACUCAAAGCAUCUCUGAAGAAACCAGCGUACCAGAAGAAAGUGGUGUCUCAUCCAAAGAUGUCAACUCAUCAGACUCCGAUCUCAGCUCCAGUGGCACCAACACACCUAAGAGGCAGUCCAUAUAUGACAGUGAGAACAACGACAAGAGCACAGGGAAUCCGGAGGAGGAGGCAGCGGUCGAGGCAGAAGCAGAACUUGCUACAAACCAGUCGGAUGACUCUGGGGUGGGUGUACCAAAGUCAGAGGCUGCAGGUCAGGAAGUGUCCAAUCCCUCAGAUUCUGCAGAUAGUGAUACCCCACAUAGUUCAAGGCAGGAGAAUUUGAGUGAUCCACCAUCAGAGGAGGCCAAGCCCAAACCUGCACCGGUUCCCGCCCCUCGCGUCUCUUUCUGCUCCACAGAUAGAGGCCCCCUCUUGCCCGCUGGGGAGCAGGAGACAGAGGAAGCAUCAGUCAAGACAGCUGACUCAGGAGAUGACUCCAGUUCCUACAAUCCACCAGGCUUCCUAUACAAGGGGGUGGCGUUAGAGAGCCAUGCAGCAUCUGAAGACGGCCUGCUCCAGUUUGAUCAGGGAGACAUCAUCCUGGUGCUUGCUGACACUCAAGAGGAAGGCCUGGUAAAGGGGAUCAGGGAGGAGAGCUGGAACCAGCACAGGGAUCUAGAAAAUCACUCGGGGAUCUUCUCAGAAAAACUCAUCCAGCCUGUUCAGGCAGAGUAAGGCAAUAGUCACUCCUCAGUCUGUAAUACUUUCUCCUUCCAUAGAGCAGUUGGUGACGCACACACACCCACACACACACAGAGGGAGUGAACCCAUAAUGUUUUGGGUGCAGAAGCUGUACAAACAGAUGAGCACAAGCCCCAUGUGGUUACUCACAUGGUAUGAUGAUGUAACUUGUGGAACAAAAGUGACUGAGCUUUAGAACAUUUUGUAAGAGAUGUUUGCAUUGUUAAAUGUUACAGUAUUUUGCUCUUUUUGUAUUUUUCAAGUCUUUCUGUGAAACACUGAAUUUUUUUUAAUACUGAUUCUAUAAUGUAAAAUUUCCUAAUAAAGUUCUAAAUAAAAGAA
Siniperca chuatsi (mandarin fish) is the source of this 2291-nucleotide messenger RNA. It is a transcript of the gene bin2b, whose product is annotated as bridging integrator 2b. The transcript is spliced from 12 exons. Lineage: Eukaryota; Metazoa; Chordata; Actinopteri; Centrarchiformes; Sinipercidae. The coding region runs from base 309 to 1943 and encodes 544 amino acids. The record is from RefSeq and is a predicted model, not a curated record. Gene Ontology annotation, biological process: podosome assembly; phagocytosis, engulfment; plasma membrane tubulation. Gene Ontology annotation, molecular function: protein binding; phospholipid binding. Gene Ontology annotation, cellular component: podosome; cytoplasm; plasma membrane.